Messenger RNA from Arabis nemorensis, 228 nucleotides. Lineage: Eukaryota; Viridiplantae; Streptophyta; Magnoliopsida; Brassicales; Brassicaceae. The record is from the annotation of a GenBank genome assembly.
AUGAAAGAGUCGCCGGAGCUAUUAGUAACGCCGGGAGAUAUACUCGGAGAUGCGACUGAGCUUAAAGCUGGAAAAGGAGCUUACGUCAAUGACACCACCAUCUUGGCUUCCCUCACCGGAUUGUUCCUCCUCUUCCCCAAUCCCUUGACCAGAGAGCCAUUGUUGAAGUUACUGGUCACAAGGCACAUGGCCUUAUUCCGGAGCCUGGUGAGACAAUGGUUCCGAUAA